UUGCCACACAGAUGUAAAACAGAACAAAAUUGAAAAGUGAAAAAAAAUUAAGAGUGGUCCUUUCCGAUCUAAUCGGAAAUGAGCAGGAGAACGUUGCGGCGGCAUCAUCCACCGCCAUGCAUCCAAAACUCCAUUUCCAUACCCUGCGAAGGCACCAGGCGCGGUCGCUUCCAAACGAUGGACGCAUAUCCCUUGGUCCGAACGAUGGAUUCACAUUGCGACCCCAACAAGGACAGGGCCAAUGGCUGGUUGGCCAGCUCCAUCGAGGCUGAUGGCCGUGGGCGAGCCUUCGACAUGGUCAAGGACAACGUGCUGCUCGCUUGGCAGCAGAUUCCGCACAAGGACACGUUGGGCUUCUAUGGCGUCGGCUCGCCCACCCACCAGCCCGAAUCGGUGGUGUUCAACCGGCUGAUUUCGUCCUGCCUGGCCAAGGUCAGCGGUGGCGUCUCCCGGCGGCACCGCCCCAAAAAUAUACAACCGCCAGAUCCAAAUAUUAUCCCAAGACCUCAGAUUGGCGAACCCUUCGUUCUCAAUCGCCAGGCCUUGCAAUCGGAGCUGCAGCAGAUGCCCCAUGUUCAACUGCAGCUGGAUCCGCGAAAAGCUUUGGAGACAUUUUAUUGUAAUGAUCCUUCCGAUCCACAUGAUCCCUUUGGAAUGAAGCGCCGGAUGGAGGAAGUGAUCUCCAGAAAUCAAGCCCUCAAAACGGAACCUAAGCCCAAAAAGAAACCACAUGGUUUGCGUCGUCGCCACUGGUAUUGUCCCAUGGACUGUGGCGAAGCUAAAAAUGUUUGCACUCAGUAUGAAUGGGACAAAUACAAACUGGAUCCACGUCCAUUAAACAGAGAAUUCAGGGAAUGGCUGCAGGAACAAAAGGAGCAGAAGAGCCCCGAGCCCAAGGACUACGAUGAGUUGCACAAGAGGUUUUUAAAGUGCUUUGAACCAAAACCUUCGCCUGAUCCGUUGUUCAAGAUCUACGAGGAUUGUUGCAAGCCCAAGAAACCAAAGGAAAAGGACAAUCAUGGAGGUGGUGAUGGACAUGGAGAUAAUGAUGAUGGUUUAAAGCACGGACCACCUUCCGGUGAAGAUGGUAAACCGAAUGGCGAAGAUAUUACCGAAACCGGAAAUGGAAAUGGCGAUAAAAUCACUGAUGAUGGAGACGAUGGAACAGGCGACGGAAAGGAUAAAGGAGAUCGCAAUAAUAAAGAUGGUGACGAAGACAAGGACAAAAAAGACACAAAAAAAGAUAAGGAUAAAACUAAAGACAUAAAUAAAGAUAAAGUUACAGAUGAAGACAAAAAUAAAGAUAAGGAUACAGAUGAAGGCGAAGACAAUGAUAAAGAAAAGGAUAAGGAUAAGGAUAAGGAUAAGGAUAAGGAUAAGGAUAAGGAUAAGGAUAAGGAUAAGGAUAAGGAUAAGGAUAAGGAUAAGGAUAAGGAUAAGGAUAAGGAUAAGGAUAAGGAUAAGGAUAAGGAUAAGGAUAAGGAUAAGGAUAAGGAUAAAGAUAAAGAUAAGGAUAAGGAUAAGGAUAAGGAUAAGGAUAAGGAUAAGGAUAAGGAUAAGGAUAAGGAUAAGGAUAAGGAUAAGGAUAAGGAUAAGGAUAAAGAUAAGGAUAAGGAUAAGGAUAAAGAUACAGAUACAGAUAAAGAAAAAGAAAAAGAGAAAGAGAAGGACAAAGACAAAGACAAAGACAAAGACAAAGACAAAGACAAAGAUAAAGACAAAGAUAAAGACAAAAAUAAAGACAAAGAUAAAGUCAAAGAGGAAGAUAAAGACAAAUACAUAGAGAAAGACAAGGAGAAAAAGAAAGGCAAAGAAAAAAACAAAGACAAAGAAAGAGGGAAAGAGGAAGAGAAACAUCAUGAAAACGACAAAGACAAAGGUGAAGAAAAGGAUAAAGACGAGGAGCUAUAUGAAGAUAAAGAUAAAGACAAAGGCAAAAAGGAUAAAUCGGAUAAAAAGAAAAACAAAAAUCUUAAACCGCCAAGAAAGUCCGAGAAAGGAAGGCCCAGUACGGUUCCAAAUUUGCCGUGGCCGAACGAGCCCCAAAAUCCCAGUAAUGAAAGUCCCACAGGUGAAACCGAUGUUCCAGCAGGAUACUUGGAAACGUUAGUGCCUGGGGAACCGAAAGACCAAUUAAUCGUACCACCCAAACGCAAGAAAAGGUAUAAGUGCAACAAAGAGGAUACGGGCAAGCGCAGGAAGUCCUGCAAACCGUGUCCGCCGCCGGGUUGCGAGUGUGGGAUCUGCCGCUUCCUGGAUCGCCGCGAUGAACCGGAGGCUCCCUUCAUGCGGGACAUGAGGCGGCAGGAGCAGAGACGCCAACAACGUGCCUACUACCGCCAAAUGUGCCACCGGGAAUAUAUGCGGAAUCGAUGUCGCGAGGAGGAGUACCGAGCACCCCCCCACAAAUGCGAUCCCAUCUGCUGCGACAACUUCCUGUGCCGCAAUCCCCGUCUCGCCGAGCACUGCGACUGCCUUGGAGCCGUACAGGAGCUGCAGAAGCUGCUCUCCGGCGCCAAGGAUCAACAGGAUUACGCCGGGCCGCUACAGUGCGUCGAAAAUCUGCGCAGGCGCGUCUGCCAGCGGAUCUGCGAUUGCAUAUUGCCAUAAACUAAAUCGGAGAGAAUUUCUUUUUUCUUGUUUCAGGUUAUUUUUUUUUUUGGACCGACAAUAUGUGUUGUAUGUA
This is a messenger RNA of Drosophila elegans, 2686 nucleotides long. RefSeq names its product ankyrin repeat domain-containing protein 11. Bases 79 to 2610 code for a protein of 843 amino acids. The transcript has a single exon. NCBI's taxonomy places the organism in Eukaryota, Metazoa, Arthropoda, Insecta, Diptera, Drosophilidae. Gene Ontology annotation, cellular component: RQC complex. The record is from RefSeq and is a predicted model, not a curated record.